CUCGGUUGCCUUGUGGCGGUGGAGCAGCGGGAGGGGCAGGUAGUGUAGUUGUUUGUAGCUGCCGGGGAUAGACAAAGCUGCCAAGGUCGGCGAAAGUACUGUACUGACUACAUUUUGCUGCACGCCUACCUCUAAGGAUCCACUAGUACAACAGAAAACCUAGACGACAGGAAAGCGGAUGAUAUAGACAACAGUCUGAAGUCCUCCACAGGAGAAGAAACCAAAUGGGGAAUCUGUUAAAAGUGCUCACUUGCACAGAGCUUGAGCAGGGGCCAAACUUUUUCCUUGACUUUGAAAAUGCACAGGCGACAGAAGGCGAGCGUGAGGUGUGGGAUCAGGUGAACGCCGUCCUCCAGGACUCUGAGAGCAUCCUGACCGGCCUGCAGGCGUACAAAGGAGCGGGCCAGGAGAUCAGAGAUGCAAUUCAAAACCCAAACGACAUGACUCUGCAGGAGCGAGCCUGGAACUCCGUCUGCCCGCUCGUCAUUAAACUCAAGAAGUUCUACAGCUUCUCCCUGAGAUUAGAGGAAGCUCUGAGGAGUCUGCUGACGUCCCUGACGUGCCCCCCCCUGACCCCCACUCAGCAUCUGGAGCGGGAGCAGGCGCUGGCCAAACAGUUCGCAGAAAUCCUGCACUUUACACUGCGCUUCGAUGAGCUUAAGAUGAGGAUCCCCGCCAUCCAGAAUGACUUCAGUUACUACAGACGCACCAUCAGCCGGAACCGGAUAAACAACAUGAAUUUGGACAUUGAGAACGAAGUCAACAAUGAGAUGGCCAACAGGAUGUCUCUGUUCUACGCUGAAGCCACGCCCAUGCUGAAGACGCUCAGCACCGCCACCACCAACUUUGUGUCAGAGAACAAAACCCUUCCACUGGAGAACACCACAGACUGUCUCAGCACCAUGGCCAGCGUUUGUAAGGUUAUGCUCGAGACGCCUGAGUAUUCAAGUCGCUUCAACAGCGAGGACACGCUUCUGUUUUGCAUGAGGGUGAUGGUGGGGGUCAUCAUCCUCUACGACCACGUCCACCCCAACGGCGCCUUCAACAAGUCCUCCAAGAUUGAUAUGAAAGGCUGCAUAAAAGUCCUGAAGGACCAGCCGGCGGACACCGUGGAGGGCCUCCUGAACGCACUCAAAUUCACCACCAAACACCUGAACGACGAGUCCACUCCCAAGAACAUCCGGACGAUGCUUCAGUAAUAUUUUUUCUAGAUCUAUAAACAGAUAUGAAGAGGAUCAUUGCGCUGACCUUAAAUAAGAUGUACAUGUUUACAUUAUUUAAAAAUGUUAAUACUUGUGUGUAUUUGGACGGUCAUUCCCGCCUGCUUGUCUGGAGCUGCUCUCCCGACAGAAACAGCCUCUGCUGUUUAAAGCACAAACGAAGGACGCCGUCUUAUCCUCGCCAUGACAACUUGAUUAUAGAGUAUCAUUUCAGUUCAACACUUUUUUUUUAAUUGAAAGUGGAAAAAUACAGCUUUAAAUUGUUUUCUUUUUAACAAAAAUGUUUUUUCUUAUGUUCAUCACAGAAAAACGACUUAAACAGACAAAUCAGCAGAGAGAACAGAAGCAGCUCAGACACUGAGGUGAAAGGUUAAACGUGAAAAACAUAAGGGAUUUGAUGCAACGUUUGGCUGUUUUUUUGUGUAGAUUUAUUAUCCUAAUCCUUCAUUUUCUUUGGUUGAUAAAACCUUUACACUCUCAGAAAAUUAAAAAAAAGACAUGUUUUCUUUUGAUAUUUGAGAUUUUAUGCCAUUUGUUUCUAAUUGUAGUUCGAAUUGUGUUCAUUUCCUGAUCAAAUUACCUUCAUUUCUCUGUUGUUGUUUUUUUUAUUUCAGCCUAGGUUGUGUUUACAACAUGGAAGAAAUUUGCCUUAAAUCAAAAAAGAAAUCUGAAGCUGCCUCAUAGGAUCACGUGUUGUAAUAUUUCCCUCUAAAUGUUCAAAUUUGUUCAAUUUAAAUGGACAAUCUGACUGUUAAACAGGUUUAUUUUAUUGUUCUGAUCUUUGGAGACCAAUGAUACAGCAUGAGUGUAUUAACAGACGCAGUAAACAUUUCACAUGCAGAGGUUAACCCUUUUUUUAUUCUCUUCUUUCCCAUUAGAUUUAAGGGGCUUAACCUCUCUCCAUUCUUACUAAGUGGGAGUGUGCGGCCAAUCACAGAGCAGGACACUGUCUGACAUAAGCUGGUCUUAUCCUGUGAAAGAUGGACUUUUAUUGUUCGCCAUGCAAAGCCAUAAAUAUCGUCCAGCACUCCUUACAAUUCCUGAGCUGCAUAUGAUUUUGUACUUUGUUUGUUUUUAUCGUCUGUAACCUUGAAACUGAGCUCCAAAUAUUUGUGCAAGCCUGACUAUGGAUGCAGUUUGAUCCAAACAAAAAAGAAAAAGUGAAAAGACUUGAAGUCAGGAGUGUGUUUUGUGACUGAAGUGUCGAUUAAAACGGAAAUGUCGUCUGGAUAGAUGUUCUCCACGCUUUCUUCUGCGCCCAACUGAUGCUACUGAUCAAACUCAGCCUUUUUCCUUUUUUUUGUUUUUGCCCUAAUAUGAACUGACAGUCAUUGUUUCGAUUCACUGUUGAUAUGAAAUGCUCUGGCUUUGUUUUUUGCAUAAUGAACGGGAUGUGUGAAUUGGAAAAUAAAAUUGGUACAGUUCUUAAAAAAAUAAAAGAA
Oryzias latipes (Japanese medaka) is the source of this 2662-nucleotide messenger RNA. It is a transcript of the gene cyria, whose product is annotated as family with sequence similarity 49 member A. The record is from RefSeq and is a predicted model, not a curated record. Gene Ontology annotation, biological process: regulation of actin filament polymerization. NCBI's taxonomy places the organism in Eukaryota, Metazoa, Chordata, Actinopteri, Beloniformes, Adrianichthyidae. Gene Ontology annotation, molecular function: small GTPase binding.